AUGGUUCCAUGCAGCUCCGCUGGCUCGACGGCGAUCGCAGAGGCGGAACACCGAGCACUGGUCGCGGUGGGCCUGGCAGCCGAUCGUACUCCAGAAGCACUGGUACUCUGCAGGGCUGGCACCCCGGAGGACCCCAGCCACCAGAGGGGCCCCGCUUCGUCUGGCGUCGUUCCGGAGGGGGCUAUUCACGGCACGAAGUGGUCGCCUCCUCGGGCGGCGCUCCCCUCGCAGACCAUCCAGAAAGGCCCUGCUACAGCUUCGAGCGCCUUGCCAUUGAUGAUAGCCGAACUGAAGGCGCUGGUCAGGAAGCUUCAGCGGACGAGACCUCCCCCGCACUUGGAGCUGCCGAUCGGGUCCUGGAAGAAGCUGCGAGCCUGUGCCAUGAGUCCGACCGAGCCGCAGGGGACCGCACAUGCUCCAGCGACACCGCCCCGAAGGUCAUCAGGCCCGUCAGAUCUCCUGAGCCCCCCCAAGGCUGUGCUGCUGUCAGCUUGCCAGGUCCAGAAGUGCGUCAGCCUCAGACGUCGUAUACAGGAGGUCCAGGACGAGCUGCGCCAGGCGCUGAAGAUCCACCCGACGCUCCACGUGACCACGUAUGUCGACGACGCGAUCAUCCUUCUCCAGAAGCCGAUGUCAGAGGCGCUGCGCGAGACCGUCCCCGCUCUGGAUGCGGACCUGGGCGUCCAGAAGCCAGAGCCGAUUGCUCCAGCACCGGCCACAGCCCUGCAGCCGACAGUCGAGGACCUGCCGCCGUCAGUCGAACAGUUCGUUCCGGAUUGGAGCCCGAUGUAG
Molecule: messenger RNA, 792 nt
Organism: Prorocentrum cordatum
Lineage: Eukaryota; Dinophyceae; Prorocentrales; Prorocentraceae
Source: the annotation of a GenBank genome assembly